AUGUUUCAAUUGAGGUCUGGACCUCCCACAAAUAGAGGGGCUUCAGAAUUUGGCACCCCAAACGCAUUUUCGCAUAGGAAUAAUCAAGUUCCGCAAUAUUCACAGAGGGCGAAUCCAUUGAUGUGCUGUAACCCUCCUCAAAUUAACAGUAUGCCCAUAAAUCAGGCACCUCCUAGUAGAAUGAUAAGUGCAGCUGGCCUAAAUGUGCAAUCUGUAAAUGCUCCUUCAAGGCUAGUUACAGGUGCCAGUAUUACUCCAGCUGCAAUCGUCGCCGCACCUGAGAGGCAGGUCACUGAGCCGCUGCAACACAAGCAAACCUUUAUUUACGGAGGAUCUGAAACUAUGGAGCCAGAGGACUGUGGGUGGCUGGAACCAAUUAGGUUAAAGGUUCAUGCAAUGGAAGUUCAACAAUAUAUUAAUCCAAGCAACCCAGAUAUUACACCACCUUUCAUUUAUAAUGUUGAUCAUUUAAUGGAAUGUGUAGAAAUACCAGAAAAUUGGGCCCCAGAGUCAGUCACAGGGGUUGCUGCUUUGACAUUUGAGAACCUAAAUACGAAUCCCCCAAUAAUACAACACCCUUUGAGGCUUGAAUCUGAUGGCUCAAGAAAUGGAACAAACAAUCCAUACAUACAGCCUAUCAAAUAUCAUGUGGAAAGAAUUAAGGAUAAGCCAGAAAAGUUAGAAAAAAUCAUCGAAUCGGAUUCAAACGACUCGUCUUCAGAAGAUAAGAAAGUUACAGAAACUAAUAACUCUAAUACAAGUUUCUUCUCUGCAAUUUUUAGCAAAAUUAAGAAUGGAGUGAAGUUAGCUUCUGAUAAACAAACUAUAAUUGAAAGUAAGGAGGAGAACUUUGAGAACAAUGAUUUGGAAGUAGAUAAUGUUGAAGUUGAAACCUUGGAUGAGAAAAAAGAUUCUAAUUUAGAACAGAAUCAAUUCUAA
This is a messenger RNA of Cryptosporidium ubiquitum, 939 nucleotides long. RefSeq lists its product as uncharacterized. The coding region runs from base 1 to 939 and encodes 312 amino acids. Lineage: Eukaryota; Apicomplexa; Conoidasida; Eucoccidiorida; Cryptosporidiidae. The record is from RefSeq and is a predicted model, not a curated record. The transcript has a single exon.